Formica exsecta is the source of this 1576-nucleotide messenger RNA. RefSeq lists its product as uncharacterized. Gene Ontology annotation, biological process: detection of chemical stimulus involved in sensory perception of smell; sensory perception of smell. Bases 1 to 1206 code for a protein of 401 amino acids. Gene Ontology annotation, cellular component: plasma membrane. Lineage: Eukaryota; Metazoa; Arthropoda; Insecta; Hymenoptera; Formicidae. Gene Ontology annotation, molecular function: olfactory receptor activity; odorant binding. The record is from RefSeq and is a predicted model, not a curated record. The transcript has 4 exons.
AUGUCGGCCGAACAUUGGAACGACGACAUCGCCUACGCUUUCUCUGCUCAUAAAAUAUUCUUAAGAAUAUACGGUCUGUGGCCAUUGCAAGCGCAGACGUUGUUCACGAGGAUACGAUGGAGCUUCUGUAUUAUUGCGCAGUUGAUGGUGCUACCCUUUGUAACAUUGGAUCUCAUGUGGAGCAACGAGAACGCGGAUACAGGUAUAGAAAGUAUACUAUAUUUUGUGUCCGCGGUGCUUGGGAUCAUAAAACAAUUGUGUAUCGCUGUCAAUCAAAAGAAACUAGGCAUAAACAUUAAUGCUGCUAUCGAUGAUUGGUUGUCCGCUAAAGACGAUGAGGAAACUCGAAAGAUUAUGAGCAAAUAUGCGAUUAAAGCCAGAAUUCUCACUAUCAUAUUGCUAUACUCGGCCUGCGGAUGUUUUUGUAUUUACGUAUCAGCGAUCGUGUUUAUAAAUCUGAAGCAGAUAUUUUUCACUGAUUCAUUGGAGGCUAAUGCUAAUAUAACAAAUUGGAUACUCCUGGUUCCAUCUGGCCCAUUGGGCAGCUCGAUCACUGGUUCGCAAUAUGUUAUAAUCCUCCUUAUUCAAAUUGUUCAAACAUCCAUAAUAUGUUCGACGCAAUGUAUCGUAGACAGCUUUUUCUUCAACGUUACCAUACAUCUCUCUGGUCAACUCGAGGUCCUUAAAAACAGAUUUAAAAUUUUCUCGAGCAAGCCAGACACUGAAGCAAAUUGUCGAAAAAAAUUUGUCGGCUUAAUUAAUAGGCACAGUGAAUUAAUGGAAUUCUAUCAAAAUUUAGAAGACAGCUUCCAUUUCUUUAUAUUAUCUCAACUCGUGAUGGUGACGAUUAUGCUUGCAUUAAUAGGAUUACGUAUAAAUUUGUGCCUAAACGAGAAAAAUCAUGUUGAAAUGGCAAAGAGCGUUCUAGUCUUGAACUACUUAUUAAUGGAAUCACUGGUACUCACCUAUGGUGGUGACUUCCUACAAAGGGAAAGUGAAGGUAUAUUUUAUGCAUUAUACACAACUUCCUGGUUCACGCUUCCUUUAGCGCUGAUGAAGGACCUGCACUUUGUGAUGAUGAGGUCAAACAUUCCGUUUCGUCUUACUGGUGGAAAAUUUUUCUACGUUAAUCGCGAGACAAUGAUGUACAUUCUCAAGACAGCAGUCUCGUAUGUUUCCGUUUUACGAAUAGCAUUAAAAGAAUAAUGAUGAUCUCUAAUUCGUGUGUAAAUGCGUGUUUCAAUAUGUGUAUAUAUGAUUGAGUGUGUGUAUAUCAAGAUUUAAAAUAUGCAGAAAACAAUAUUGUACAAAUAUUGAUACACUGUGUAAAAGAUGCAAAUAUAUUUGAUUAAUGUAUAUUUUAGAACAUACUUUUUUGUAUAGUGUAAUUUAGAUAUUCUCAAAUUAUUUAAUUGUAAGAUUAUCAAGUAAAUUAUCAAGCAUUGCGUCGCUUGUAAGUUAAAAAAAAAUUUGAUUCUUACAAUUAGUUGUUUAUAACAUUUAUAUCUAAAUUUCGGCAUAUAAAUUAUCAAGCUCAGAGAUAUUUAUACAUUUAUUAUUAAUUACAACAAUUACU